This is a messenger RNA of Syngnathoides biaculeatus (alligator pipefish), 4985 nucleotides long. It is a transcript of the gene olfml1, whose product is annotated as olfactomedin-like 1. Gene Ontology annotation, biological process: signal transduction. The record is from RefSeq and is a predicted model, not a curated record. The transcript is spliced from 10 exons. The coding region runs from base 476 to 1495 and encodes 339 amino acids. Lineage: Eukaryota; Metazoa; Chordata; Actinopteri; Syngnathiformes; Syngnathidae.
AAAAACACUGGCCUCCAAGCAACAACUAAAUGAGAAACAACACGGAAUGUUCUGGAGCUACAAAUUGGAGCAGAGUUUUUUCAAAACCCAGCAAGAUGAAAAGGAGUGGGAAGAACAUCCAUUUCUCAAGACAUCUUUCAACACAGCAAGACUAUUGUUACUGACUCAAAUCCUCCUCCAUAUUGAAGUUUUGCAAUAGAUUCAGUGCAGAGUCAAGAGCCAGGGUUCAUCACAGGAUGCCUUUAUAAUACAAUACUUGGAGAGGAGACUGGCUCAAAUUGAGGUUUUUAAAAAAUAACUAAAGAAGCCUGAAAAUCCUUCGGAAUUGUGGUCGAAUGGAGUUCUGUAACGCUCAGUAUGACUUCUUCACUUCUCCUCAUGAGCAAACUGCUCACAGCUGUCUCAGGAGCGUCUGAACCAAUGUGAUCAAAACACAGUGAGCAUAACCCAGAAGACCUAUGAUCUCUCCUCAGAAAUGAGAGGUCAUCUGUCCACCUUCAAUGCAAUGAGAUCAGAGGUGAGCAGGCAGCUGGAAAGCAUCUCCGAGCGUGUUGUGCGAGUGGAGCGAGAGCUGGAAUAUCUCGAAAACAAGAUGCCCGCCCAAUAUGACAUUGAGAUGGAGGAGGCCCUGCUCGAACAACAGAUAAAAGCAGCAGAACUGGACCAGCUGAAGAGAAGAGCUAAAAUCAAAGUCGAAAAUGAUUGCAAAGUAGCCUUGAGUCAAAUUAAGUCUCUCAAAAUUGUGAAGAAGAUAGGAGACAAUGCGGGCUCCUGGUUCAAAGACCCUUCUGAUGGAUCAGCCAAGGUCUAUGUGCUGAGUGGAAUUCGUAAUGACACACUGUUGGAGUUCGUGUCACUACAAAGCUUCUCGGAGAGAAUCACGGUACCCCCAGUUAAAGUGGUCCAGCUGCCUUUUUCAUGGCAGGGAACAGGCCAUGUGGUCUACAAUGGAUUCCUCUACUACCACAAAGCAGACACACCCAACCAGAUACUGAAAUUUGACUUGUCGAAUGGCACAGUGGUCGACAGCAUCCUUCUUCCUGGCGCUGGUCUUAUCCCAGUGUACAGUUUGAACACCAACACCUACUUGGACAUGGCUGUGGAUGAAUUAGGUCUCUGGGUUAUUUAUGCUGACCCACAAUAUGGAGGAAACUUAGUUCUAACUAAACUGGAUAAAGGAAGUCUGGCAGUGGACUACAUCUGGGAUACACAGUGCAAAAGUCAUGAUGCUGAGGGAGCAUUCAUAAUAUGUGGAACUCUUUACGUUGUCUACAACACACGCUACGGCGGACGGUCAACUGUUCAGUGUCUCUACGAUAUCCAUGACACCAUACACAGCGCUGAAAGUCCUGUAGUGUUCUUCCCGAAGCGCUACACAAGCCACAGCAGCAUCCACUACGACCCUGAAGACAAACAGCUAUACGCCUGGGAUGACGGAUACCAAACAAUAUACAAAGUGGAGACGAACUUCAGUGAUCGAGUUACUGAUGAAUGACACUUUGUGUCAUAUGUUUUCCCUUUCAAACUGAUCAUAUGCAUACCAAUUAUUACCCAGCACAAGUAUUCAGACAUUAAGUACAUUUAAAACAUCUUUUCUCCUGAUAUUUUGCUGCCAUUAGGUAAAACAAAUGUCACAUGACACAAGAGCAUUUAAAAGCGGGUGUAUUCUUAUUCAAAUUUAAAGGUCAAGUGUCAUGAAAUGAAUGAUUUUUAGUAUGUUAUUAAUGAAAAAAAUGCUAGCCGGUUUGGACCUAUCCAUUUUUUCACCACAAAACAUGAUUUUGACGUAUAUGGCUUUUUGUAACUCCCGCCAUGAAAUCCUCUCGACAGGUUUGUUUUCGAGAAGAAGCAGGACGUGACGUACAUGGCAGGAUCUCCCUAAACUGGACUCGUUUGUUUCUAUUAGUUUUACCUCCUGGAAGGUAGCUCGUUGUUCCUUCGUGUUAGCCUAAAUGCAGGCUUGCUGCAUUGCUGGAUAUUGCUCGAACACUCGGGAGGAUGGAUUUGCCCUUCAUAAGUUUGCAAGAGACCCGGUUCGUUGUGAAAAAUGUAUUGCACAGGUGCAGAGGACGAGAGCAUCGUGGGUUCCAAAUAACAGGUAGGUGUGUAUACUGAAAAAAAAUAAUAGUUUGGGGCGGCCCACGUAAUCCAUCUCUCAUAAGGUAAUAAAAGAUCUGCGUAUGUAUGACAGGGGUGCUAAAUGUGUCAGUGUGCCCCUCAGACGGCUGCCGCGUCAACUCGCCAAGCCUUGUCGGCCGGGGUGGCUCAUAGCAGCCGCGGAAGAGGAUCGGACGAGGAUGCAGUUUGGCCAUGAUCCCCAUAUCAUCUAAACAUGGCUGGAAACAAUAGGGUAAUAUUGCCCCGGUAACUUCACUCGGUUGUGAAAUGUUCUCUUCUACGAAAAGAGCUUCUGUGUCAGAAGGGGCGUGUUCGUCUCCCACAGUCGGGGCCACAGCGUUUUUUCAAUUGCGAAUGUCCAGUUGACGUCACCAACAGGAGAUGCAGCCAAUAUGGUGACCACUUGGAUGUCGUCGAAUGACAUUUCCGCAACUUUGCGCAUGGAUGAACCUGCUCAUAUUAUUUUUUUCAUAUAGACAUUGAAGUGAAUAAUGUUAUAUGUAUUUUUCAUUACAUUAUCUAUUUUAGAAUGUUUGUAGUGUUAUCGUGAAUGUUUAUUUUUUUGAGAAGAUUUUUAUCGACAAUUACGAAUUUUCAGGGGCGCUGCCAUUUUCGCGAGUCACAUGAUCUCCGUGGCCGUAUGUGACGUGUACCGUGCCGCAACAAAGGCUCAAUUACAUGGGACGCCAUUUAUGCCCAGCGCUGAUUUUUCUCGUAUUUAUCCUCAUUUGAUGAAGAAAUAGCAGUAUGAGUUGCUCGGGAAGACGGAGGAAUACUUCCAUACAGAUUUGAACCUGUGGCUGUAAUUAAUGUUGAAUAUUCGGAUGCUUCUUCGGGCGGAAUGACACGGAGUCUCACUACUCGGAGACCUAUGAGCGACAUAAGUGCGUAAACAAAGGCCCCCGGGAGCUCCGGGCUGGCAGCCGCGGAUGGUUCUUUGGACGGGAAUGACGCAGUCUGAUGAGCAAGCUCCGGCGGCUGGCCGCGAGUCGAGUUUCCAGGUGGCGGAGACCGUUAGCCCCGGAUGCUGAAGCUGGGCUAAAGGCCUCUGCUGCCGCCAAAGGCGGGCCACGAGCUCGGGCGGCUGGCCAGGAGCCGAGCUUCGACGACAGGGGAGGCCUUAAGCCGAGAUUCGGUGGCAGCUCGUCAGACUCUGCUAAAUGUAUUAUCCUGAAUCAGAUGCACCUGUGUGAGGUCGUUAGCGACAUAAAGUCACGUGUCCACCCCAUACACUCAGUAAGACUCAAACAUGCCCAAGACCAAAGAGCUGUCCAAAGACACUACAGACAAAAUUGUACAACUCCACACAGCAGGAAGAGGCUAUGGAGAAAUUGCCAAGCAGUUUGGUGAAAAAAGUCCACUAUUGGAGCAAUUAUUAGAAAAUGGAAGAAGCUAAACAUGACGGUCAAUCUCAAUCGGAGUGGAGCCCCAUGCAAGAUAUCACCUCGUGGGGUCUCAAUGAUCCUUAGAAAAGUGAGGAAUUAGCCCAGCACUACAGAACAGGACAUGGUCAAUGACCUGAAAAGAGCUGGGACCACCGUUUCCAAGGUGACUGUUAGUAAUACACUAAGACGUCAUGGUUUGAAAUCAUGCAUGGCACGGAAGGUACCCCUGCUUAAACCAGUACAUGUCAAGGCCCCUCUUAAGUUUGUCAAUGACCAAUUGGAUGAUACACGGGAGUCAUGGGAGAAUGUUUUGUGGUCAGAUGAGACCAAAAGGGAACUUUUUGGUCAUAUUUUCACUAACCAUGUCUUGAAGAAGAGAAAUGAUGAAUUCCAUCCCUACAACACCAUCUCUAAGGUCAAACAGGGGGUUGUAGCAUGAUGAGUUACAUCCCAAGAACACCAUCCCUACUGUGAAGCAUGGGGUGGUAGCAUCUUGCUUUGGGGGUGUUUUUCUGCACAUGGGACAGGACAACUGCACUGUAUUAAGGAGAGGAUGACCGCGGGCAUAUAUUGUGAGAUUUUGGGGCACAACCUCUUUCCCUCAGGCAGAGCAUUGAAGAUGGGUCGUGCCUGGGUCUUUCAACACGACAAUGACCUGAAGCACAUACCCAGGAAAACCAAAGAGUGGCUCCGUAAGAAGCAUAUCAAGGUUCUGGCGUGACCUAGCCAAUCUCCAGAGCUAAACCCAAUAGAAAAUCUUUGGUGGGAGCUGAAACUCAGUGUUUCUCAGCGACAGCCCAGAAACCUGUCUGAUCUAGAGAAGAUAUGUGCAGAAGAGUGGGCCAAAAUCCCUCCUGCAGUGUGUGCAAACCUGGUGAACAACUACAGGAAACAUUUGACCUCUGUAAUUGCAAGCAAAGGCUACUGUACCAAAUAUUAACAUUUGUUUUCUCAGGUGUUUAAAUACUUAUUUGCAGCUGUAUCACACAAAUAAAUCGUUAAAAAAUCAUACAUUGUGAUUUCUGGAUUGUUCAUUUUAGAUUAUCUCUCUCACAGAGGACAUGCACUUAUGAUGAAAAUUUCAGACCCCUUCAUGAUUAAGUGUAAGAAUUUGCAUAUAGCAGGGUGUUCAAAUACUUAUUUUCUUCACUGUACCGGGCACAUUCUCAGUUUGUUGUUUGUGUAUCAUGUAACAUUAACAAUACCGUACACCUAUUCGCCCUGUUCCCUAUUUUAUUUUAAUUUUAAAUUGCAUUUCAAGAUGGAAUGUCUGUUCUUAGUGUCGGGUUUUAUCAAAUAAAUUUACCCCCAAAAAUGCAAUUUAUACUCCAGUGCGACUUAUAUAUGUUUUUUUUUCUUUAUCAUAAAUUUUUAGGCUGGUGUGACUUAAAUUCUGGAGCAACUUGUCGUUCUCAAAAUAUGGCGCUCAUAUGAUUUAUUUGUUAGUCGUGGUAAUCAAAUCGAGAUCAUUUUCUUUUUUAA